Molecule: messenger RNA, 1488 nt
Organism: Haemonchus placei
Lineage: Eukaryota; Metazoa; Nematoda; Chromadorea; Rhabditida; Trichostrongylidae
Source: the annotation of a GenBank genome assembly
AUGACUUCGCCGUCAAACCCACCCGGCAGUAGCGACACCCGUGCAAGAACCUUCAUGAAGAUAGCCACCGUGAACGUCCGAGGACUAUGCUCUCAACAGAGACUCGCGGAUUUUGAAGCCAAUGUCAAGAACGUGAGAUUUGCUGUAAUUGGACUGGCUGAAACUCGAAGACCGAACCGUGAGUGUACUCAACUUGGAUCUGGUUUUGUGCUCUACAACAGUGGACGUUGUGAUGGUGCUCCCACGUAUGCUGGUGUAGGGUUAUACAUGUCGUUACGUAUGAACAAAAAGCUUGUUGGUGUACGGUUCAUUAGUGAUCGCGUAAUACAAGCCGAAUUUCUUAUAAAACGAAGACGCCUUAGCAUUAUUCAAGUACACGCCCCGACCUCUGCAGCAACAGAUGACGAGUUCGAGCGAUUCCUGGACGAAAUAGAAGCUGCAAGGAUAACUACGAAAACUAAAGCGAUACCGGAAAUCAUUUGUGGCGACUUUAAUGCAGUCAUUGGACGUUCAAGAAACAAAGAAACUGCUUGCGGGCCGUUUGGAACUGGUAAUCGGAAUGACCGAGGUAUUUCGCUGCUCUCGUUCUGCGACUCCAAUAAUCUUGUAAUCGCUAAUACAUUUUUCAAGAAAAGGUUUGGAAGGAAAUGGACCUGGAGGAGUCCAAACGGUAGCACUCGCAGCGAAAUAGAUCAUGUUCUGUGCAAGAAUUUGAAGUACGUUCGUGACGUGUCGACCCUUUCCGGAUGCAAUGUUGGGAGUGAUCACCGGAUAGUGCGAAUAACUUUGUCUAUGUGCAUGAAACCUGCUCAUUUCCAGCAGAAGUCAAGACCUCUACCUCCGGUCUUUGACAAGCUCAAGCUUCAAGCAGCAAUGGCAACACAGACACGUCCAGCAAAUGGCUUCGAAGUCCAAAGUUUCGUGAAGGCUGCGUGUAAUUGCAUAGCUGUAUCACAAAUACGGCAGGAAAGAGCGGAGCGAAUUUCUGCUAGAACACUGGCACUAAUGGAAGAAAGAAGAAAGCAGAAGUUCGGACUCACAAGUGGAUCAAUAUCUGUUGUGCUAUAUACGUUACUGUGCAAACAAGUUAGAUGGUCACUAACGGAUGAUCUCCGCAAGCACAACGACCGAGUCAUGAAAUGUGCGAUAGACAAAUUGAAGAUAAGGCAUGCAAGACAUGAGUUAGCGUAUGAACGUCGACAAAUAGCCCAACUGCGAUAUCCUGAUGGCACCCUAACAACGACUCCACAGGAAGCCAUGACUAUUGCAACUACGUUUUAUAACGACCUCUACAAAUCACGUGAUGGUCCCUUCGUCUUCUCAGCGAUCGGCUCUUUGAGACGUCCGAUAACAGCAGAGGAGCUUCGUAAUGCAUGUAGGAGAAUUCGUGGAAACACUGCACCGGGAGCUGACGGAAUCCCAUCUGGAGCGACGAAGCAUCNGAACAAUUUUUUCGAAUCCAACAGAAAUUAUAGGUAUAUAUUAUGA